AUUGGAAGUCAUGUUCCUCUAGAACCAGCCAGGCUCAGCUCAGUGAUCCACUGCUGUGAGAUAACAUGAAAAGAGAGCCCGCCUCUUAAGUUGAGAGCACCCUUCCUGGAGCACAGUUUAAUUACAGACAAUGCAGAGCUGCAAUCGUACGCACUAUGAUGAACUUCACCUCGAUAACAACUUUAAUUAUCUGCAGCAUCAGCUGGAUCUCUGUCUCAGCUUCUGAGUCUCAGACUGUGAAUGUCCAGCCUGGUGAAGAAGCCUCGCUGCUGUGCUCUAAGACGUCUGAAUCUGACUCUGUGACAUUAUGGUUCAGAGUGGUCAACAGAACCAAGGCCAGCUCCAUUUCCACUAUGAUCACCUCUACCAGCAGUCCUGUCUACUUUGAAGGAUUUCAAAAUGGAAAAUUUGAAAUGGGAUCCAACACCUCCACUGUCUCUCUUAAAAUUAAGACAGUGAAUUUUUCUGACUCUGGUCUGUAUUUCUGCGGAUUUAACACAGCGAAACGGACAAUUUUAAGUGUGAUACAUUUAAAUGUUAAAGGCAGUGAUGAAUCUCAUGAAGACGUUGACAGAAAGUCUAAAACAGAGUGUGACAGAAUAACAAUGUUGAUGAGUGUGAUCCUGGGCGGUCUGACUGUUUUCCUCGUAAUGGUCGUCGUUGGUCUGGUUGUUAAAAACAGGAAACUUCAGACAGCUGCCAGUGAAGAACAGAAUCCACAACAGCGUGAGAAUCUGGACUCUGAUGACCUGAAAGAUGCAGCACUGAGUUUGUAUUCAACAUCAAUAAGAAACAGGAGGCCUGCAUCAGAGAGAGAAGUGGAAACUCAUGUUAUUUAUGCUGCCAGCAGAAAGACUCAGAGUGGUUCAGAGUGGAACUGAUGCUUUUAUCAUAUUAAUCCACUGUUGUGUUCUUUUGUGGGUGGAGGGAGGAGUUACCAUUUUCUAACUGAAAAAAAGACAUAUAAUCAAAAUUACUUAAUAUGUGAUCUUUUUCCAAAUGUUUUUCUCUCUCAUGUCUCUCUCACUCUCUGUCUUCCUAAUUUUAUCCGACUGUGGUUCCUGUCCAAAUAGACAAUAGAUAGAUGGAGGUCUGCAGCAGUGGAGGAGUGAGUUUCACAUCACUUGUUAGACAGGAAGAGACAGCACAGUGUGGUCUGAGCACAGCUGAUGUGAGAAUCAUGAGGCCUGUUAGAUCGAAGCUCUGUAAGAAUAAAGUCUGAAAUGAAGCAGUGAAUACUGACUGACCUUCUUCUGUCAAGUCGACAAAGUGAUCAGGUUCUACAUUUGUACAGAUGUUUUGGAAACUGGAUAUUUUAACUGUGAUGUCAAUGUAUUACAUGUCUGAAUA
Siniperca chuatsi (mandarin fish) is the source of this 1350-nucleotide messenger RNA. RefSeq lists its product as uncharacterized. Gene Ontology annotation, biological process: response to bacterium. The transcript has 7 exons. The record is from RefSeq and is a predicted model, not a curated record. Lineage: Eukaryota; Metazoa; Chordata; Actinopteri; Centrarchiformes; Sinipercidae. Bases 156 to 881 code for a protein of 241 amino acids.